Molecule: messenger RNA, 789 nt
Organism: Pelodiscus sinensis (Chinese soft-shelled turtle)
Lineage: Eukaryota; Metazoa; Chordata; Testudines; Trionychidae
Source: RefSeq, a predicted model, not a curated record
AUGGACUUGAGCCUCCAUGAGCCCAUGUACUAUUUUCUCUGCAUGCUGGCUAUGAGUGACCUGGGUCUGUCCACAUCCAUUGUGCCCAAAUCACUGAGCAUCUUCUGGUUCAAUUCCAGUGAGAUCGAUUUCAGCGCCUGCCUCGCACAGCUGUACUUCAUUCACUGCUUCAGAGUAAUAGAGUCUGGUAUCCUGGUGGCCAUGGCUUUGGAUCGCUACGUGGCCAUCUGCCUUCCCCUGAGACAUUGCACCAUUUUGACAAGUGCCAUGCUGACCAAACUUGUCCUGGCCAUCGUGCUGCGUGGUGGAAUGUUCGCAUUGCCCUUUGUCCUCCUGGUGAGGCAGUGGUCAUAUUGUGGAACUAACAUGGUCCCCCUGCCUUACUGCGUGCACAUCGCUGUGGUGGGGUUGGCGUGUGGUGACACGCGAGCCAGUAGUUAUUAUGGCCUCUUUGCGCUGUCUUGUAUUAAUGGUCUGGAUAUGAUUUUUAUUGUUGUGUCCUAUAUUCUGAUCCUCAGGGCCAUCUUCAGACUCCCCACAAAGGACGCCCGGAUCAAAACUUUCAAGACCUGCAUUUCUCAUCUCUGUUCCAUUUUAGUGUUUCACAUCCCAGGUUUCUACUUCUCCUUCUCGGGACGAUUUGACAAGAAGAAGCCUCACCCUGUCCAAGUUCUUAUUUCCGUAAUGUACUACGUAAUGCCCCCCAUGCUGCACCCCAUCAUCUAUGGUGUGAUGACUAAACAGAUCUGGAGCCGGAUACUUUAUUUCUUUGUUCACAAAGGCUCCUAA